Nymphaea colorata (pocket water lily) is the source of this 1760-nucleotide messenger RNA. Its product is annotated as E3 ubiquitin protein ligase DRIP2-like. NCBI's taxonomy places the organism in Eukaryota, Viridiplantae, Streptophyta, Magnoliopsida, Nymphaeales, Nymphaeaceae. The record is from RefSeq and is a predicted model, not a curated record. Gene Ontology annotation, molecular function: ubiquitin-protein transferase activity. The transcript is spliced from 8 exons. The coding region runs from base 313 to 1566 and encodes 417 amino acids.
AAACGGACAAUGCAAAGGACCAAAUCCAACAAGAGAGAAGUAGAAGGGAAGAGGAGCGAAGGGGGUUUUUAAGUCUAAGGUCUGACUUUUCAUGUUUCCUCUCUUCUUCCUUCCUUUGUGCCGCUGCUGCAUGGAAACGUGAUCUCCCGAUCCCCAACUACGUCCUUCCUCCUGCCCUUUUUGACGCAAAGGCAGAGCGAGAGAGAGAGAAGGAGCGACGGCGGCGGCUUCCAUCCUCGCGAGGUUGUACACUUUCAGGGGACCGUCAAAAUUCUUGCUGUGCAAUGAUUGAUAUGUGUUGAUAAAACAAAUAUGGCAAAUCAAUAUGCUAAAGUUAAAAGAAGCCUACUUGCGGAGUGUUUGACUUGUCCUCUUUGUUUGAAUCUUUUGAGGGAUGCGACAACAAUUUGUGUAUGCCUUCACACAUUUUGCAGAGAAUGUAUAUAUCAAAAGCUUGAGGAGGAUGAGACAUAUUCUUGCCCGAUAUGCAAUGUUUACCUAGGUUGCAUGGCUCGAGAAAAGCUAAGGCCUGACAAUAAUCUACAAGAUGUUAGAAUGAAAAUAUUUCCUUUGAAGAAAUUGAAAGAAAUAGAUGUUGGGCCUAUCCCAACUGGCCCAUCUAGGAGGAAGGAGAGGUCAUUAUCAUCAAUUGUCAUCAGCACUGAUCCUAUAUCAACGACCGGACAUGCAAGCAAAGCAAAAAUUGCAGCACGGAAAGCAGGUAUAUCACGUGGAGGUGGUAACAAAAAUCAUGGCGAUAAAGAUUUCUCAGAUGUAGACAAAGGUGAUGCAUUUGACCAACCAUAUAAGCUCUCUAUGCCAUCAAAAAGAAAGCGUAUCACCAUUGAAGAUGAAGCAGUUAAUAUUUCAGAAUGUGGUGUUGAACCUCCAAUCCAGGAUUCAUUUUCAAAAUCUGCCAAUGACACAAACUGGGACAAGCUAAAUUUUCUCGCAGAAACUGCAGACAAAACUAAAGUGGAGGACUCAAGUGCACAUUUUAUAGAAGGCAAAGAACCUGGCAAGUCUUCCUCAAACAUAAACAGAAGGUUCAGGAAAAGAGGCAAUGGAUCUGCCGCUGCAGUGCAAAAGAAAGAAUCUAAUAAAGUCAUGGAAGAGAGAUGUAAAAGUGAUGUAAAUGACACUGACAAGGUCUCUAGAACAAGAAAACCCAGAAAAAAUGGAGUCCAAGUGAAUGGGUUUUCUGAGAAAUUAACGAACCAUUUAAGGCCCGUGUGGUUUGCAUUAUUUGCUCGUGAAGACCAAUCUGGAGCUUCUUUCCCUCAGAUUCCAAAGUGUUAUAUCAGAAUAAAGGACGGAAAUAUACCUGUGUCAUAUGUUAAGCAGUAUCUUGUGCAGAAGCUCAAUUUAAAACAUGAAUCUGAGGUGGAGGUUACAUGCUGUGGCCAUUCUGUGGGCCCAAGCUUUCCUCUGCAUGAUGUAGUUGAUAUUUGGGUAAGGAAUCUGACUGGUGGAGGUGAGGCUAUUCGUACACUUAAAAAGGACGACAAGGGCUGUGACGUGCCAGACUAUGUCAUGGUAUUGAAUUACAGCAGGAAGCCUGCGUAAGUGAGCAAGACAUAUUUUCCUGUUAUUCUUGAGAUCUAUCAUGUUGCUGAUGCCCACGUUGUAUAUAUGCUCGAGGAAUCAUGAAUACAUAAUUUUAUCAUCUCUUCUUUUCCAGUACUUGGACUUUCUAAGAGCCUCGGCUCAUUGAAAGCUACUUCCCUGUAACAGUACCAAGCUCCUCUUGUUUUUAGCCA